Messenger RNA from Capronia epimyces CBS 606.96, 792 nucleotides. RefSeq lists its product as uncharacterized. NCBI's taxonomy places the organism in Eukaryota, Fungi, Ascomycota, Eurotiomycetes, Chaetothyriales, Herpotrichiellaceae. The record is from RefSeq and is a predicted model, not a curated record. The transcript has 2 exons. The coding region runs from base 1 to 792 and encodes 263 amino acids. Gene Ontology annotation, cellular component: transcription factor TFIIH holo complex.
AUGGAUUCCUCUGGAAGCCAUGGUCUGCUCUCCCCUCCCAUGUCUGCCGCAUCGCCUGUUGCGAGCACUGCUCCUCUCUGGAGUCGAGCUGCCACUCUACCCCCACCACGAUCCCAACCGCUGCGACCCGGAUCACAGAAAGAGAUUGCCCUUAUAAAUUACCUCGACGAUCGAAUCUUGACCAUUACAAGGCGAUAUGCGAAGAAGUUCAGUGAUGAAGGACUUGAAAAUGAUGACACACCGGGCUAUACCACGUAUGACGAGUUCGUCGCCGACGCAGACCCUUUGGUGGAUGUUAUUUGGGUCAGCGGAACCCCAACCAUACAAAUUCCAUACCUUCUGACCCUGGCCGGCUUGGUAUAUUCCUACCUACAAGCAUUCCCUUUUUCAGUUUCGUUGUUGUAUAUCGCCGCCAAAAUUGACCAGGGCUUUGCGUCCCUCCUGCAGCCCUCCGAAGAGGGCAACUUUUCGUCGGGUGCUUCUCAUCGAGUCUCAAUGACGGAGAAGGUCCGCAUCAAAUCAUUGAUCGAAGAGACAAGAGUGGCAGCUGUUAGGGCUGCUUCAGCCAGCGGACACGAUGCCAGUGUACACGACAUUUCUGGAACCGACACCGAUGAUGAGGAGGAUGAGCUGUCGGACGAUGUUGAUGAGAGCAAUGAUGACCCGCCCAGUUCUCUACCGAUAUCCUUGGGAGUGGCAAAAAUCUACAAGAGAACCCUGGAGAUCCUCGGUGAUUCGCUAGUACCGAACACUCUACCCCAGAAUCAAGGCGAUAUCAUGGAGACUUCAUGA